Diabrotica virgifera virgifera (western corn rootworm) is the source of this 1826-nucleotide messenger RNA. Its product is annotated as probable RNA-binding protein 18. The transcript is spliced from 3 exons. Lineage: Eukaryota; Metazoa; Arthropoda; Insecta; Coleoptera; Chrysomelidae. The record is from RefSeq and is a predicted model, not a curated record. The coding region runs from base 1 to 690 and encodes 229 amino acids. Gene Ontology annotation, molecular function: RNA binding.
AUGGAAAACCUAGUAAAUACUGGCAUGGCUACUGAAGACAAAAGAUUAUGGAUUGGAAAUCUAGACCCUAGAGUUACUGAUUUAGCUUUUUACAAGAAGCUAACAAUUUAUUUACUAUUUAAGUAUUUAAAUAUUAUUUCAACUUACGCAUUGUUUUUUGUUUAUUGGUAUCAACUUUUAAAACUGGUGCAAAAACAUGGUUCCAUUGAAAAAUUUGACCUAAUUCUACAUCGAAAUGGCCCUCUAGCAGGACAGCCAAGAGGAUAUGCUUUUGUCACCUACAAGAAUCAAGACGAUGCUGUAUUGGCAAAAGAGGUCCUACAUAAUCUACUUGUUGGACAGAAGAAUAUCAGUGUUACCUGGGCUCAUAGUGUUAAUAAUGAGGAACCAGAUAAACCGAAAGAUGACCUUGUGAUACCAGCGUUGGCCAUGUCAAAAGCAGAGCAAAAAACUGACAGAACCUCACAAAUCCAAGCAAUUGAAGCUAAAUUGAAGAUGAUGGAGAAAAAGAGGGAGGAUGAGUUGAAGAUUAAUGAAACUGUGGCAACCAAGCCUCCUGUUAUUUCCCAGUACCAACAAAAAACACAAAAUGGUGCCACGAGCGUAAGCACCAGUACUACCAACCAUAGAUCUGUAAGACAACGAGAUAGGUAUCAAAAGCCUUACACUAAGAGUAAAUACCGAAGAUGAAUUAAAGGUGGUUGAGGUUUAAAUACAUCGAAAUAAGAUCUGUUGUUAUGUAUCGAAGAUAUUAUUUUUUAUAAAUAAUAAUGGUUAAGAACAAAAGAAUGUUUAGAUAAUAUGGUUGUAGGACAGUAUAAUGCUAAAAAAUCAGUAGGGUCACUCCGCAAUAAUCAUUUGUUCUCUACGUUCCAUGUGAUUGGUCGUUAUUGUUGUGCAUUCAAAAUUUUGUUUCAGAAGUGGAUUGCAUAAUUGGAACCGUCAAAAUUUGAGAAUGAAUUAACUGAUUCUUUAGCAUUAUAAACUGUGAUUGAGGCCUAAAAUUUUUCUAAAACUUUUAUUGCAUGUCAGUUUUUCACAGCAGUAAAAAGUGUAGCAAAAGCUAAAACUUAUGAAAAUGUUCAGUUGUUUGAUAGUUUCCUGUUGGUAUUUCGUGAAAUAAAAAAAAUAAACAGAAUAAAUAAAAACAAAAUGCUUAAACAGUCAUGCAAUGGAAGUUUAAAAAAAAUAAUAUGGUAAUUAUCGAAUAUAAGGGUACGCCUUAAAAAGCGAAAUUUUUGUGGACUUGAAAGAACUAUAGAUGAUAUCAAAUUUGUUUUUUUUUUUUUGAAAACUAGUAAAAAUGUCAAAAAAGUAUAUUAAACUCGAACAAAGUAUUAGAAUAUCUAAAAAAUUUACCUGAAAAGCCAUCAGAAAUACCCACUUAUUUUAAUCAAAAAAUAUAAGCAAAAAAUAAUAAUUAUCAAUGAUUCUCAAUAUUAAAUUGUGUAAAACUAAAAAAUGUUGUUUAAAAGUUUCCAAAAUUUGUACAUCUUCCAUAACAAUAUGGCGGAUAUGAUGAGCACAAGUUAAAUUUUAUGUAUGUGCCACAAUGUUUUGAUUUUUGGACGAUUGAAAAUUUCGAACGAUUUGAUAAAGUUUUUUUUAAAUUCAAUGUACCUUAAGCACUAACUAAAACAGAAUCUAUUGAUAUAAAUUACAGAUUCGUAAAGCUCGUACCCUUAUAUUAGAAGACUUAAGGUGAUACAGUAGCGAUCAACAGGUAGCCAAAACGCGUUCCAAGAUUGCGGCUGUAAUUUUGAAUAUUUUUUCGAGAUAUUUGGCACACGUAUUCGUAAUAUAAUAAAGAAUGGCGGUACAGAGCC